GGGAGAACUACGAGUCCCGGCACGGCUUGCGACAAGGGCCGCGCGCAUGCGCGAUGCGCCGCGGAGGUCGCCCUGUUUGUCAACAAGUCGCGGCGCUGAUGGCGGAGCGCUUCCAGAGGCGGACGGGCUUGCCGACCUGACUCGGCGAGAGCUCUGAAUGAUGCAGAAGACAGCCAAGAGAAACAAGCAGUCGCUGACUUGUGGCGAACCGACGCUUCUCCCUCCCGACAAGAAGAGGAGAGGAGCUCCAGCCGACUUUGUGGCGCUCCUGCCUCCCGAAGUCAGCGUGCGGAUCUUCAGCUCCCUCGACCCCCGCAGCCUGUGCAGCGCUGCCAUGACGUGCAGGCGAUGGCGGCUCGCCAUUGACGGCAACGACUGGCUGUGGAAAAACCACUGCUUAACAGUGAGGGCUGUCUGCCAGCGGGAGAUCGAUGGCGACAGGGGAAGUGGAUAUUCGUGGAAGAUCACAUUACUAAGAAACUACUGGAAAAGCAAAGUAAAACAAGAAUGGCUCAGUGGGAAAUACAGUAAUGUUCACUCACAAAACAACUUGCCGGAGAAAAGCAUGUAUCCGAUGGAUGUUGACACAUGGGGAGAAAUCCUGGAAGCAGAACUGGAGAGAUGAGAAACCACCACUGCUGCUUGCAACUCAAGAACCUUACGUCAACACAUGGACUGCCAGCCUGUAAAUAUUUUGCUGUUUCAAUUAGUCAUAUUUGCAAACAUACAAAGAAAGCUUCACAGGGGAAAAAAAAAAAAAUGCAAAUAACUUUUUACUUGCACUUGAUCAGAUUGACUGAUACAAAGAGUGAAAUUCUAAAUAAGACUCAUAGUCUUAUUCAGUAUUCAGUAGUAAUUUCAUAUUUGUAAAUUUAAUCUUCUGUAUUAUAUAAAGAUGUUGAUUGUACUUUCAAUAUGCACUUUUUAAAAAAGUCUUGUAAAAAAUAUGUGUAAGUGUUUGAUUCAAUGUGUAUUGUAUCAGCAGCACGAUGUGGGAGUUCACCAAGAGACACUGGGCAAGGACAAAUGCAGACAUUGCAAAGAAGAGACAGCCACCUGGUGGCUCAAAUGCCAACAUCUGCCCCAAGGGACAGAGCCUGCACAUCUGGAGGUGUUGGUGCUGAGCAGCACUGCGUUUCUGCUGCCCAGCUCUGGGACUUGUGAAUGAGGACUCGCGCAGCAGGGCUGAAGCAGCCACUUCACUAACAGCCUCUCCAUGAUCAGCUACGCACGUCUCAUUUCUAUAGAAGGCAGUGAAACAGGGAGUAAAACACGUUUCAUUUAUUACUUUGGACAAAGUAACUCAGAUACUCUAUGAAAAUAAAGUUACCUCACACAGUUAUACCA
This is a messenger RNA of Tympanuchus pallidicinctus (lesser prairie-chicken), 1347 nucleotides long. It is a transcript of the gene FBXO48, whose product is annotated as F-box protein 48. Bases 158 to 625 code for a protein of 155 amino acids. The record is from RefSeq and is a predicted model, not a curated record. Gene Ontology annotation, molecular function: protein binding. The transcript has 3 exons. NCBI's taxonomy places the organism in Eukaryota, Metazoa, Chordata, Aves, Galliformes, Phasianidae. Gene Ontology annotation, biological process: SCF-dependent proteasomal ubiquitin-dependent protein catabolic process. Gene Ontology annotation, cellular component: SCF ubiquitin ligase complex.